Messenger RNA from Paramuricea clavata, 360 nucleotides. The record is from the annotation of a GenBank genome assembly. NCBI's taxonomy places the organism in Eukaryota, Metazoa, Cnidaria, Anthozoa, Malacalcyonacea, Plexauridae.
AUGACAAAAGUCAAGAUAUAUGAGACCAUACACAAUGACUGGUGGUUGGAAAAGUCAGAGAACCUACUACGUCAAAGUGCUAGCACAAGCGAUGCUGUUGCCAUUGGGCAAUCAUCAAAAGAAACUCGUGAGCGUGUUAAAAAGGGCACUCUGGAGAACAACCGUCAAAAGGUCGAAUUAUUUAAGGCAGAAUUUGACAAGCUAUCUAACGAUGUGAAAGAGCUGGGAAUAAAAGCUAAAAAAAGCCCAGAAGAGAGAGAAAGAUUGAAAACCCUAAGGGAGAAGCUGGCAUUGGCAAAAAGUAAUUUGAGGAAAGCACAUGAUGCUAUGAGGAAAACCCUAAAAAAACUUAGCGGAUGA